GACUUAGUUAUCCCUAGUCAAUAAGAACAUAGAAUUUAGAACGGAGAAGUUUUGAACAGCAGUGAGAAACGAGUAAAAAAAAAAACAAAUAAUUUGCAAAUUGCAAGUCAAUAGCAAAAUUGCAAAACCAAAUCAAAUUAACACAAAAAGCCGGUAUCUUUUGGAAAGUCUAGUAUUCAGAAAAGAAGAUCACAAUGAAUGUACCACAACAUGAUAAUAUUUUUCUCUUCGUGCCAAAUUUGAUUGGGUAUGGUCGUAUCGUGUUGGCUUUAAUAGCAUUUUGGUUCAUGUCCACCAAUUAUGUUGUAGCCGGUUGGUGUUAUGCAAUAAGCGCCUUGCUGGAUGCAGUGGAUGGUCAUGCAGCUCGAGCUUUUAACCAGAGCACACGUUUUGGUGCUAUGCUGGAUCAGCUUACUGACCGCUGUGGUACCAUGGGAUUGAUGGUAACUCUCAGCUUAUUCUAUCCAGAAUACAUGUUUUGGUUCCAGCUGUCAAUGGCCAUAGAUGUGGCCUGUCAUUGGCUGUACAUGCAAACGAGUGUUGUUGUUGGCAAGACAUCACACAAAGCCACUGAUCUCAGUGAAAAUAUUGUAAUGCGUAUCUAUUACAAGAAGGAUGUUUUGACCUUUAUGUGCUGCGUCAAUGAAGCAUUUUACAUUAGUCUUUAUGUAUUGCAUUUUACCACCGGACCAUUGCUUUUCGGUAUCUCAUUGUUCAAAAUUGUGGCCGUCCUUACAGCCCCCUUGGCUGUAUUGAAGGCGCUGAUUAGCUGCAUGCAUGCCUAUGUGGCCAGUAUAGAUUUGGCUGGCGUUGAUAAACGAGAACGUUUGGAGAAACGUGCCAAAGAAGCUAGCAAGCGUUCAGAAUAAGCUCGUGCGAAAGCUGUAUACAGAUUUCCUUAUUAGUUUUUAAGAUUACCAGUCCAAGACAUGCGGGCGUAUGUAAGGGCUUCCUUGCAAACUAACAUGUCCAUAUGUUUUUGUUGUAAACAACAAAAAUAUUAUAACAACUGCAUAUUCCAAUUUUAUUUAUUGUUUAAUUUUGUAAAACAAAUCUACAAAAGUUAAUUUGAUUUUAUAUAUAGCUAUUAUUAUUUUUCGCCGAUACAAAAUUUUGUACAUUGUUUGUAGUUUUUUAUUAGGUUAUUCAAUUUUACAAUUACGUAUUUUUUUAAUAAUUUAUUUAAAUUAUUAUUUGCUUAAAUAACUUUUAAGUAGUUAAACAAAUUGUUUUGUUGAUUUCAGAAUUCGCUGAAACCAAAAUUUUAAUUUAAUUUUAUUUUCGUCAUUGGAAAAUGAUUUUGAAAAAGUAGAAAAAAAGUAUUGUGCAGAAGAACUUUGUUUUUUUUAACUUCUAAAUCGAAGUGCAAAUAUUUUGAGAAUUCAACAUUUAAACAAAUAUAUUGUUGUAAGCAUUUUAAGAUAAGAAAUAUUAAAUAAAAUAAAACGAAGAAAAAUGUUUCAGUGUGUAAAUGUA
Messenger RNA from Musca domestica (house fly), 1476 nucleotides. It is a transcript of the gene Pis, whose product is annotated as CDP-diacylglycerol--inositol 3-phosphatidyltransferase. Gene Ontology annotation, cellular component: Golgi apparatus; membrane. The transcript has 5 exons. Bases 195 to 869 code for a protein of 224 amino acids. The record is from RefSeq and is a predicted model, not a curated record. Gene Ontology annotation, biological process: phosphatidylinositol biosynthetic process. Gene Ontology annotation, molecular function: CDP-diacylglycerol-inositol 3-phosphatidyltransferase activity. Lineage: Eukaryota; Metazoa; Arthropoda; Insecta; Diptera; Muscidae.